Molecule: messenger RNA, 1578 nt
Organism: Cutaneotrichosporon cavernicola
Lineage: Eukaryota; Fungi; Basidiomycota; Tremellomycetes; Trichosporonales; Trichosporonaceae
Gene: OLE1
Exons: 1
Coding region: 1-1578 (525 amino acids)
Biological process (GO): unsaturated fatty acid biosynthetic process
Cellular component (GO): endoplasmic reticulum membrane
Molecular function (GO): stearoyl-CoA 9-desaturase activity; iron ion binding
Source: RefSeq, a predicted model, not a curated record
AUGUCCGCUUCAACAAAGCAGGCAGCGACGCCAGUCGCUCAGGCCUCGGGCAAGCCGGUCGCUAACAUGAUCGACCCCGAGCGCGACGACUUUCUCGUCCCCGACAACUAUGUCACUCGUACCGUGGAGAACAUGAAGAUGCUCCCGCCCGUGACAUGGCGUAACCUCCACAAGAACAUCCAGUGGAUUUCGUUCCUCGCCCUGACCAUCCCCCCCGCCAUGGCCAUUUACGGUCUACUUACCACCCCCUUCCAACUCAAGACGUUCAUUUGGUCGGUCGUCUACUACUUUAUCACUGGUCUCGGUAUCACUGCCGGUUACCACCGUCUUUGGGCUCACCGCUCCUACAACGCCUCCAAGCCACUCCAGUACUUCCUCGCACUUGCUGGCGCCGGUUCCGUCCAGGGCUCAAUCAAGUGGUGGUCGCGCGGCCACCGCGCUCACCACCGCUACACCGACACCAAGCUUGACCCCUACUCGGCUCACGAGGGCUUCUGGCACGCUCACAUGGGCUGGAUGCUCGUCAAGCCUCGCGGCAAGAUUGGAGUCGCCGACGUCUCGGACCUGAGCAAGAACUCGGUUGUCCGUUGGCAGCACAACAACUACGUCUCCCUCCUCUUCUUCAUGGGCCUCAUCUUCCCGACUCUUGUCGCUGGCCUCGGUUGGGGAGACUGGUGGGGCGGACUCUUCUUCGCCGGUGCCGGUCGCCUCGUGUUUGUUCACCACUCGACCUUCUGCGUAAACUCGCUUGCCCACUGGCUCGGUGAGACCCCCUUUGACAACAAGCACACCCCCAAGGACCACUUUAUCACUGCGCUUGUCACUGUCGGCGAGGGCUACCACAACUUCCACCACCAGUUCCCUAUGGACUUCCGUAACGCCAUCAAGUGGUGGCAGUACGACCCCACCAAGUGGUUCAUCUGGACUAUGGCUCAGCUUGGCCUCGCCUCGCACCUCAAGAAGUUCCCCGACAACGAGAUCCGCAAGGGCCAGUACACCAUGAAGCUUAUCAAGCUCCAGGAGCAGUCUGAGCAGCUCGAGUGGCCCAAGCACGCCAACGACCUUCCCAUCAUUUCGUGGGAGGACUUCCAGGCCGAGUCCAAGACACGUGCCCUCAUCGCCGUCCACGGCUUCAUCCACGACUGCACUUCGUUCACUGAGGACCACCCCGGAGGCGCGCACCUCAUCAAGCGCGCUAUCGGUACCGACUCGACCACAGCCUUCUUCGGCGGUGUUUACGACCACUCGAACGCCGCACACAACCUUCUCGCCAUGAUGCGUGUCGGUGUCCUCGACGGCGGCAUGGAGGUUGAGCACCUCAAGGUCGGCCGCCUCACCCGCUCCAACUCUGCCGACUCGCUCAUCUCGUCUGCUUCAUCCAUGUCAGCCUCGUCCAUUCUCUCCGAGGUCGAGGACAUGGACAAGCCCGAGCGCAAGCCCGUCUACCAGCCGGUCGCACAGGUCUCCAACCCUUGGACUCUUGCUGUUCCACCCUCGGAGAAGUACCGCAUCAUCCGCAGCUCGCCCGAGAUCCGGCCUGGGCUUGUUUCGCGCGUCCAGAGCGCCGCCUCGCCUUAA